GCGGAGUGAUCAUUUUGUGCGUUGGAACUUGAGAGAACCAUUCACUCAAACAGAGAGAGACAUUGGAGACUUACGUUUCUUACCAGACACUCUCUUCAACUACAAAUUCAGGUGGCAAAGAAAUUUCAAUGGCUCUGGUGGUGUCAGGUGGCAAAGCAGCCACGAUGCCCCUUCAGGCCAAUGCUCUUCUUCCUCUAAGUAUCAAGACCAAAGCAAGAGUCCUAAGCGCAUCUGCAUCUGCAUUUCCGCUUUUCUCAUCAGCUCCUCAUUUCGCUUCCAGGUCCCUCUCAGUCCGCCUCAAGAUGUCGAGGCAUGUGGUAUCGUCUGUUUUGUCAGAGGACAAAGCUACUGGGUUUAGUGGCUCGGGGACAGAUGCUUUCAAGCUGACAUACUUGGAGGGCAAUAGCUGGUUAUGGGAAACAAGUGGCUUGAAAAUCCUGGUUGAUCCGAUUCUCGUCGGUAAUUUGGAUUUUGGAAUCCCAUGGCUCUAUGAUGCUGCCAAAAGAUAUUUGAAGGGCUUCAAGCUUGAUGAUCUCCCUGAAGUUGAUUGCCUACUCAUAACCCAAAGCCUUGAUGAUCAUUGUCAUCUGAAUACCCUAAGGCCACUUUCUGAGAAAUCUCCAGGCAUAAAGGUUAUUGCUACUCCAAAUGCAAAGCCUUUGCUGGAUCCUCUUUUUAAAAAUGUCACUUAUCUGGAACCUGGAGAUAGCUGUGAGCUAAACGCAAGAAACGGUUCUAAGAUCCGAGUUAAAGCCACAGCAGGACCUAUCCUUGGUCCACCAUGGCAACGCCCUGAAAACGGGUAUCUCCUUGUAUCCCCUGAAGAUCAGAUAUCUCUCUACUACGAACCUCAUUGUGUAUGCAACAUGGAACUUCUGAAGAAUGAAAGAGCCGACAUUGUAAUCACACCGGUCAUCAAACAACUUCUCCCACGAUUUACUCUUGUGUCUGGCCAAGAAGACGCUGUCCAGCUCGCCAAACUCUUGGAAGCCAAGUUUGUUGUGCCGAUGCAAAAUGGCGAGCUUGAAGCAAAGGGACUUUUAGCAACCAUAAUAAAGAAAGAAGGAACGUUGGAAUCAUUUAAGGAACUAUUGUUGAAAGAGCUCCCAAAAGCUCAAGUGUUGGAGCCUAUAGCAGGCGUGCCUCUAGAGAUCUUGGCUCCAUCUUUAGAGGUUUAAAAUGUAACAGUACAAACUAAAUGAGGAUGCACAGAUGUGAAUAUACACAUGUGAAAUGAAGCUUUUUAGUGAGGGAACAAAUAUAUAGUUUGAGAUAGCUCUUAAAGAAGAAGAGUGAUGAUGGAGAUUAUUUCA
This is a messenger RNA of Camelina sativa (false flax), 1313 nucleotides long. RefSeq lists its product as uncharacterized. The record is from RefSeq and is a predicted model, not a curated record. Lineage: Eukaryota; Viridiplantae; Streptophyta; Magnoliopsida; Brassicales; Brassicaceae.